AUGACAGGCGACAUGUCUUCCGUGGUGCCUCGCUGUGCUCCGCUCCCCAGAUCCAGAGCGGGAGGCGCACCCCCAGCCAGCGCGCCACUGCUUGGAAAUAGGGUCUGCAUCCCCAUCUGCCCGCUUUCCUAUUUCGUGACCAAAGCGUCUGGAUGUGUCCUGCGUCUUGAAGCACGCCUCCUGUCUGUCCACAAGUGCCAGACGUGCCUUCUCCCGCAGCCUGCAGCCGCCCACGCGCGUGCGGGUGCGCGCGCCCGGGCCCCACCCGCCGGGCUCCGCACUGGUCCGGGCGGUCCCUGCAGGCUGGCCCGGCGGGCGUCUGCCGGGGAAAGGCCGCGCGGCCUGGGUGCCGGGAAAGCGUGGGAGCAUCGCUCGGAAGCCUCGCGCUCCACAGUCCCUUCGGGGCCAGGUCAGAGGGAGGCACCCCUUCCAGGAAUGCGGAGGUCCGAGGCCUGUCUCCGCCAGGAGGCUCCCGGGGCCGGCGCGCAGGAGCCGGCCACGCUGGGCCGGCUCUCCCACUGCUCCUCAAGAAAGAGCAGCAAUGUCCUGCGGGGUCCAGAAGAGGCACCCGGGAAAUCAUCCAGCACAAGCCGGGACAUUGCACAAUGGAGCCCUUCGGAACAACGCUUCGGUCGGCACGUCCUUCCCUCCGAGGCCUUCGGGCAGACGAGAAUCACCCAGGACGAUGAGCUCUCCACUGUCCUGAGACCAGAGGAAAGGAGGGUCUCUUCCAGGAGAGCAGCAGCUCUGAAGCCUGUGGUCGCAGAGAGGCUUCCGGAGCCAGAGCGCCCUCCGGUCACCGGAGCUAUCCAGGGGCUGUAG
Messenger RNA from Rangifer tarandus platyrhynchus (Svalbard reindeer), 822 nucleotides. Lineage: Eukaryota; Metazoa; Chordata; Mammalia; Artiodactyla; Cervidae. The record is from the annotation of a GenBank genome assembly.